AUGCAUAGGUGGCUCAAGUGGUACCAUGGACUCUUCAGACAGGAUGCAUGCGAGGCCAGACAAAUAUCACGCGACAUCGCCUAUCGUCAAAUAUUUGUGUAUACUUAUGAAGGGAACUGGAAUUUAGAUAUUCAAAAUUUUGCUCGCUUCAAGGAGCAUCACAGUUGCGCUGGUCGAAAGGAUAACGAGAGUAUUGUUGCCCAAGGAAGAAAACGUAUCAAAAUAUUCGAGGAGCAUUUUGGAAUGAAGUUGCCGGCUUUAACUGACCAAGAUCUCUUAGACGGAAAAGUACCAUUGCUUGGAGGAAAACUAAGUUUCCAUCCAUACCACAUCAACCCAGCAGCCAAAUGUAGAGUUAUCUUAGACUCAAAUCGGCAUGAGAGCCGGGCGUAUAAGAACGUCCCAGUGUCAGAUGCCGGGUGGAUGGUAGAGGCCCUUCAGACUGUUAACGUUAGUGGUCCAGGAUUUUCAGGAAUUCUUAUGCCAGGGUCUGCAAUCUUCCAGGGAGAGUUCUUGUUCUAUACAUCUCGAGAAAACCCACACGGCGGGAAAGUUUUGAUCCAAUACGAGUCCAAAACACCCAGCUAUGUGAUUGAGAAUGGGCGUUUGUUUCUCUGGAACCCUGAACUGUUUCAUCCCGUGUACGGAAAGGGACGAGAUGCCCACGUGUCUGAGCUGGACCCUGUCACAGGAAGAUUUUCUGCUAGAGAGGUGCUGACUUUUUCACCAGAUGCAUAA
Lingula anatina is the source of this 738-nucleotide messenger RNA. RefSeq lists its product as uncharacterized. Lineage: Eukaryota; Metazoa; Brachiopoda; Lingulata; Lingulida; Lingulidae. The record is from RefSeq and is a predicted model, not a curated record.